Rasamsonia emersonii CBS 393.64 is the source of this 876-nucleotide messenger RNA. RefSeq lists its product as uncharacterized. The transcript has a single exon. Bases 1 to 876 code for a protein of 291 amino acids. The record is from RefSeq and is a predicted model, not a curated record. NCBI's taxonomy places the organism in Eukaryota, Fungi, Ascomycota, Eurotiomycetes, Eurotiales, Trichocomaceae.
AUGACCAGCACUCUCGAAGACGCCUUGGAGAAGGUCACCCUGGAGGACCGGGACUCUGAGGAGGAAGACGAGGAGGAGGAAGAGGACGACCAGCUCGAGGACAUCACGCCCUUCCGAUUCUUCGAUCUGCCAUCGGAGAUCCGUCUCAAGAUCUACAGCCUGGUGCUCUUUGGGUCGCGACGAAAGGCAGGACCGCGGCCCAACGGCAAUGUCGGCGCCUCGUCCAGGAACAAGCCCCUCGCACCGCUCUCCCACCGGCUGUCCCUCUUCCUCACGUCUCGCCGCGUCCACGACGAGGCCUCGCAGCUCUUCUACUCUGCACAGACCUUCCGCGUGUUCCCCAUCCAGGACUUCUCGCGGCUGCCCACCCUGGCCAGCCUGGCCCCUAGCUACCGUCCGUUGAUCACAACGGUGGAGUUGAUCCUCGGGUCCAGCUGGACGGCGCCGCCCAAGUCGUGGCGCGCCACCCGCCGGCUGGGACUGCAGCAGAUGGUGCGCGUCAGGACGCUGAAAGUGUUCGUCCAGUGCGAUCCAUCGCACCCGGUCUUUGAAGGAUUCCGCAUCUCCAGGGACUUCUACACGGAGUUUGCCGGUAAUCUGCUGCACCAGAUCCUCCAGCAGCUGCCGGGUCUGGUGCAAGUCGAGUUCGACGCCUGGCCGUCCGUGCAGAAGAACGGGCCUCUGAUGAGCCGGCUGCUGUCUGAAGUGCGGGCAGCAGGGAAAAAGAUCCUCUGGGGGCCCGAGAGGGGCUGGUCGGAUUUUGAUGACGACGAUGAUGGUAAUUAUGACUGUAAUGAGGACCAAAAUGUAGCCAGUCACCAGUCACUGGAUGACCAGCGCCCUGACACUGUCUUGUUGCCGCCGAUGAAUGCUUAA